Molecule: messenger RNA, 4207 nt
Organism: Paramuricea clavata
Lineage: Eukaryota; Metazoa; Cnidaria; Anthozoa; Malacalcyonacea; Plexauridae
Source: the annotation of a GenBank genome assembly
CGAUGCCAAGGUGUGACACUGAGCAUGCGAUGCUUGGGUAUAUUUACGAGAACACAACGCUGUAAGCUUUAUUCACUUCUUGCUCGGCAACCUAGUUGGACAUCUCAAUUGCUUUUGUGAACAUUUUACUGUUUUCAGGUAAGUUGUAAGCAGGUUGUAUGCGACAGUUUUAGGCAAAACUCAAAAGUUGUACAUGCAGUGUAACAGUAAAUCGGCCUUUAUGCAUGACCAUUAUAUAUAUUGGACCAUUAAAGUAUUUUGCUAGCCCUAAAUCAAUCUACGAGAGUUAAAAUUCUCGUAAUGUCCGCGAUCGAGGGAUGCAUAUUAUCGUACAAGAAAAUGUUUUGCUUACGAAUCGUUGCGAAGGAUUUUGGAUUUUUUUGCCAGAUUUUAAUUGAAAGAUGUUUCUGGCAAGAUUUUACCAUUUUGAAGAGCUUGUGCAUAUACGGAAAGAGUUUUUCGCACUUUAAAUCGGGAAUUCUAUAUAGGCCUAUAUACUGCAGUAAAUUCAUAUUCUGGAAAAUAAUUACUAUAUAUAAUCUACAAUUUUACGACUUGUUUUGUAGUAAACGACGAUGAAGCCUAUCGCUGCUUUGGCAAGCUUGAUCCUUCUUGCUCAGAUAAUGAGCAUCAAUGCAGUUUACACCAAACUUGAUGCGACAUUUGGAAAGCAAUGUCCAGCUGGUAUGAUCGGCUAAAUAUUAUUUUUUUAAUCUCACCUAAAUAUAUACCCAUGUUUUUGGGCCUGUUUUUGUUAGCCAUGCAGUAAUCACAUUAUAUAUAGGUAUAUAUAGGGUUACCCAUGCACCAGGCGGGUCAUGUUUUAUUCGCCUUAUACAAAGCCAAAGGUUUAAAUUAAAUAACAUAAUUUAACGGAAUCGACAUGUUACGCGUGGCGGUUGAGAAACACAAAAUAAUAGUUAAAUAUUGUCAAUUUAAAUGAAAAGUGUUCAAAACCUAAACUUUUUUUGCUCUCAAAAUUCGCUCCUCUCAAAAUGACUUUGUUUUAGCUUUACAUUAUAUAUAGUUUAUACAAUUAGCAACCUUUUUGAACAUAUCUGGUCAAUUGAAAUAAAAUUAUUAUUGAUGCUGUAAAACUGACACCACAUUUAUCACAGCAAUAUAUAUAAGCAAAACUUACUGAACUUUGCUCUUUAUAGACCGGUUGUUUUCUCUUUGGCGAUCUAAAAUUUCUUUAUUUUAGCAUAAUUCGCAGGUAAAGCAGUAUAAGCAUACACUGUAUAUACUGUUGUUGUUAUACAUUAUUGUUCGCCGCUUGCGGGACGUAUCGAAAAUUACAAAAAUUGAAUUAUACAAAAAUUAAUAAUACACAAAAGAUUCUCCUCCUAAAAUACGAAAUUUGUGAGACUAUGGACAAAUUACCACUUAUUUAGAAACUCUAUACUAACAUUUUAACACACUAUGCAAUAGCGCUAGCGCGUAACGCACUUUGAAGAUAGGCUAGAUAGCACAUCUAUAUGAAUCUAUAAGUCAUGAAAUAAACAUGGGUUGGUUAAAUUUGGAAAAAAAUUAGAUGAUAAAUUAGCAAAAGCUUGACUUUCUUUGUCUGGCGGGGUAACUGGUUAAUUGUAUAAUUUGUACAUACAAUCUCAAAGCCUUUAUGUAUAGCUACAACUUUAAAAAUACACUGACAGACCUGCCAAGUCUCACGAUUUAAUCGCGAGACUCACGAUUUUUGAUGCUUUCUCACGAUCUCACGAUUAAGUCCCCAAAUCUCACGAUUUUCGGAACUUAUGAAAUCAUCGAAGAGCGCAACUUCUAGUUACAAUAAGGCACACUCGGCAAGGAAACAUCACACUUUAUUCAGUGUAUUAAUAAUGCGCAAUGUACAAUUGCGUGAAUGACCUGACAAUGCGUGAUGUUUGUGUUACAAAGUAAAAGGCGCGUCCUGCUAAGUUUAUUGUCCUGCUUAAUAUUCACUCGUAGUUUUCUUGUUUUUGUACAGAUAUUGCGUUAUAUUUCCAAGGAACUCGUACUGACACUGGAAGCUACUAAAGCCAUAAAGAAAAAACAGCCUAUUUUUAAUAAGCCUUGCUUUUACGGUUAUAUUAACAAAAUGAUAAAUGCAUACUAUCAUAAGAUUGAACCCUCAACCCUGGUCAUAUUAAUGAGCAAGUCUCACGACUUUCUAGAUGGCAACUCACUAUUUCUGCCAAGGAUUGGCAGGUCUGCACUGAAAUACUAUGUGAUCUUACAUCACACGUUUCCCUCUCACUUUAUAUAAAUUAUUCUGUAGGUUCUGGUAUGACAAAAAUAGUAAGCUACUACAGCAGUGGUUACAAAGACCGCACAUGGGCUUUCUACUGCAGAAAAGACUCGAAAGUUACAAGCAUCUGUCAUUGGUCGAGUUGGUUAAAUUGGUACGAGAGCGAAUUACUGUACCAAUGCCCAUCUGGGGUUCUCACAGGUAAUGUACAAAGUAACCGUCCCUAACUAUACAGCUAUAAGUCAUAUUAUGUCUUGUAAUUGCCAGCGAUUUUAGCCCCCCACUAAGUGAUCUAAACUGAUCAAAACCACUGAAGGACUAACAACUUGUUGGAGUAUUCUUGUCGCCCAUUUUCUACCCGAAAGUGUAUAGAAAUACAGUUUUCGAGCCUCAAUUUUUUAAAUGGUAGGAAAAAUGUGCAUGUGUUUAUAACGAUCUGUUCGACACUGCGAUUUGCGACGAUUGUAUAUAGUCUAUAGCAACAUUGUUUCUGGUUGAAUAAUUUAGCCAGUAGUCAGUUUUCUGAUUGCGUCGAAUGCAAUGAUUCGGACAACGAAGCUUAAGCCUAGUUUCCAUUUGGUCGUUAGUUGUCGCUAGCACGACAAGUGGCUGAUGUAAUAGAGUGUCAACAAAACUUUAUAAAACUCUGUAAUCAUUAAGAUUAGUAAGACUGAUUUGCAUAUAACACACAAAAAGACUAUUAGACUAUUUCACAUCUACCGCUUGUCGUGCCAGCGACAACUAACGACCAAAUGGAAACUAGGCUUUAAUGAGGUUUAUUAUCUCAUUAUCUAUUCAGUCUUAAUUAUAUUCGACGCGACCAAAAUUCGACGUAUAAAACUUGGCCUAACAUUUCAUGAUUUUCAUUCAUCAGGUGUGUACUCGACCCAUAACAAUUAUUACCAAGACAGAAGAUUUCGAUUCAGAUGUUGCCAGACUAAAAAAGUUUGUCAAUACAAUUGCCGUUGGACUAGUUACGUCAAUACCUUCAAAGGCCGGAAAAACUAUAUGGUACCAUAUGGCUAUUUUAUCACUGGGGCAAAAAGUCAUCACAACGACCGCCACGAGUAAGUUCAACAUUCAUAAUUCUUCCCAGGAGGUUUUGAUUUCAUCUUGGGCGCGAUUAUAAGUGUUGCAAUUAAUGUUGUUAGACUUUCGCAAAGAGGGCUUCGCGACUUCAUCAUAGUACGCGAUUCAACUUAGUAAUAGCUGAAGUCGAUUUGGGAAAAGUCUACAUUGUUGUGAAUAAGUGUGAUACUUUUUCGAGGGCGGUGUUUUUUUAUUAAUAAUUUUGCUGUCAUAUGCAGUGCUUAUCCGGGAACUGAGUUAACCGAAUAAAUUCGGUACUGGUUGGGUCUGAGUUAGCCUCCUCCGCAGGCAACUCUUGUGGCAUCCCAAGUGGCAAACGUUUGAAAAAUCCCCAUCCAAAAAAGCAAUAUUGUCACGAACGGCGAAUUAAUGCUGUUUUGGCCGAGUAGUAAUAAAAUUCCCCUUAAUUUUAUUACUACUCGGCCAAAACAACAUUAAUUUGCCGUUCGCGACAUGUGCAGUAUUGCUCUUUUUGGAUGGGGAUUUUUCAAACGUUUGCCAUUUGGGUUGUCACAAGAGUUGCCUGCGGAGGAGGCUAGGUUUGAGUGGGCGUUAUACUCAUUAUAUAUGACAUCAUCGUCACCUCUCUUUCGUAUUUUUUUAGGGACAGAGUAUGGCGAUUCUUGAUAUGUCGUUUUCAAUAAGAGUCCUUGAUUAAUGAAAUCCUGAAGGCCAAGCAACCACUGACCAUUUUCUAUGUUUUACUUACUUUUCUAUCUUUUAUAUAUGAAUUGUUGAUUAAAGCAAAUUGCUGCAUACUCAUUUUUUUCUUAUUGAUGUAAUUUGAAUGAACGUUUAUGUAUUUGUAAUAAUGAUUAAUGAUCUUUCUUUCAUGUUUACGAGUAAUGAAUUGAAAUAAAAAGCAAUAAAUUCCAUUCAUCGUGUAGCUAC